Messenger RNA from Microdochium trichocladiopsis, 3732 nucleotides. RefSeq names its product SNF2 family N-terminal domain-containing protein. The record is from RefSeq and is a predicted model, not a curated record. Gene Ontology annotation, cellular component: cytoplasm. Bases 429 to 3494 code for a protein of 1021 amino acids. The transcript has a single exon. Lineage: Eukaryota; Fungi; Ascomycota; Sordariomycetes; Xylariales; Microdochiaceae. Gene Ontology annotation, molecular function: ATP-dependent chromatin remodeler activity; ATP binding.
ACCACUGCGUGGCAGCACACCAUUCUUCAACGCGCGAAAAAGGACUUGCGGGAACGAACCCCUUGGGCUAGCUCUUCUCAGCUCGCGUGUCUGCAACAUCGGCGCGUCUCUCUGGCAGGACCGCCAUACCCACGUGUGCACCGCCUCUGCAACGAGCAUCAAGUUUCGACGAAGGCCCAUGAGGUUUGAACCCCGAGGAUACUGAGGUCGCAUGUGCUUAGACACUUCUUAUUCGGCUAAUACCUCUUUUGUGCAGAAAAGCUGGGGAUAACACACACUUCCGGCCAAUCAACAGUCUUGCCUCCUCAGAAGAACCGAGCUUUCGCAGGCAAGCACACCUCGCCAGCUUCGAUCUGUUGUUCGAUUCCGCAUUUCCGAAAGCUUCCCUCUCCCUGACGGCUCCGACAAACCAGCGCGCCGUGAUCACAAUGGUCAACGAGCACGCCCCGCCGCGGCUGCCGCCGCGUCCCCAGGACGCAACGAACCAGUCCCACAACGACGGCACGUCUUCCACACAACGAGCCUCAAGCGGACUGUCGUCCGCCAUGGCUUCACUACCAGCAGUAAAGGCGAAAGUUUGGGCGAGCUUGGACGAUAAGUACGCCAACCUCUUCAUUCAGCCAAAGAAUCGACCCGAGCACCAUCGACCGCAGCGCUUCAACGGACCCCUCGGACCAUCUUAUAAGGACAAGAAAGUCCCAACGGCACCGGUACAAGUGCUGCCUCCUGUGGGCACGUCUAGCAACCCUAUCACGGUGGUAGAUCAUGCACCGAUCUCGAGGUACAGCCAGCCUGGCGUGUUUUCGCAAUAUGUCGACCCAAAGCAGGCUACCGAGAACAUCAAAGCCCUACUCGAGGGCGCGAUAGAGGACGAUGAGGAAGCCAAGGACGCCUUGAAGGACGCGGAGGAACAAGAAAAGAAGUCAAAGAUAGAGGGGCUCAAGGUCCGCCUGCUACCGCACCAAGUUGAGGGUGUCGAGUGGAUGAGAGGCCGUGAACUAGGCCCCGUGAAGAAGGGAAAGGUGCCAAAAGGUGGACUGCUCGCCGAUGACAUGGGUCUCGGCAAGACGCUGCAGUCUAUCGCUCUGCUGCUGACCAACUCGAAGCCGGCGGACAAGCAUGCGGGAGUCGAGAAGAGCACAUUGGUGGUUGCGCCUUUGGCUCUGAUCCGCCAGUGGGAGUCUGAGCUUGAUGACAAGGUCGAGGAAUCGCACCGGCUCAAGGUUCUCGUGCACCACGGGCCGCAGCGGACAAAAGACUUUGCCGACCUACGCAAGUACGACGUCGUCAUUACCACUUACCAGAUCCUUGUUUCCGAGCACGGACAGUGCACGCCAACACGGCAGGCUGGGUGCUUCGGCCUGCACUGGUAUCGUGUCAUUCUUGACGAGGCGCAUACCAUCAAGAAUCGGAAUGCCAAGGCGACAAAAGCCUGCUACGAGCUCCGCAGCGUGUACAGGUGGUGCCUGAGCGGCACGCCGAUGCAGAACAACCUCGAGGAGCUGCAGAGCCUUGUCAAGUUUCUCAGGAUCAAGCCAUACGAUGAUCUACGCGAAUGGAAGGACCAUUUCGAGAUCCCAAUCAAGCAAGGCAAAGGCGAUGUGGCCAUGCAGAAAUUGCACGCCAUGUUGAGCUGCUUCAUGAAGCGGCGGACAAAGGAGAUCCUGAAGAAAGCCGGAGCCCUAGACACGGGUGGCAAGAAGAGUGCGGACCAAGAAAACAGCGCAACGUCAGAUUUCAAGGUGACGGAGCGCAAGGUUGUCUCAAUCGCCACGACAUUCUCCCCAGCGGAGCGACGCUUCUACGAGAGACUAGAGCGUCGGACAGACAAGAGCAUCGACGCCCUCAUGCAGGGCAACAUCAACUAUGCAAGUGCGCUCGUCCUGCUGCUUCGAUUGAGGCAGGCGUGUAACCACCCCAAAUUACUCGAGGGCAAGCUCGAGAAGGAUCAAGAGGCACUGUCAGAAGACCCGAAGCCCAAGAAGGCCGAUGCUGAUGUCGAUGCUCUCGCGGAUUUGCUUGGCGGGCUCGAUGUCGCUGCGAAGCAUUGUGACAUCUGCGGUUGGGAAAUCGACAAGGAAAGCCGCCAGGCUGGCCGUGAUAAGUGCAAGGACUGCCACGACGACCUCCAAUACUUCAGGAAUCACGAUGACGGCGCAAACCUGCUCAAAACACCGAAGCCCCCGAAGGCAAAGAAGAGCAAGAGAACUAAGGUCAAGAAGGUGGUCGUAGAGAAAAUCAACCUGGCUGCUGGGCGGAGGAAACCGAGAAACCGCCGCGCCGUCAUUGAUAGCGACGACGAGGAGGUAGAGGGCAGCUGGAUCGUCUCCGGGGACGAGAAGGGGCCUCUAAGGCUCGGCAAGGCUGGAGGCACCGAUGAUGAGAAUGCCGAGGGCGACGGCGAGACUAUCCAUACCGAGGACUCUGAGGAUGAUGAUGAAGACUCGAGGGAAGGCAGCCAGCUUGGAAGUUUCGUGGUGGACGAUGGCAGAGAUACGAAACCUGAGUAUAUCAAGAAAGCUCUUGAGGAGAGCGACUCUGAUGACGACCUGCCUGCUCCGUCUGCUAUUGCCCGCCGGUCAAGGAAGGGCCAAGCACGAGCAUCACGGGCCGUCGUAUCGCCGUCUGGGUCCGAAGACGAUGAAGACGAUGAAGACUCCUACGAAGAGGAGGCCGGCGAGGAAAGUGAUGAAGAUACAGGCAUCUCAGAGUCUGAACUUGACUCGGACUCGGACAACAAUGGCACCUUUAAAGACCGCUCACAAACGCCGCACGUCCUGGCCUCGGCCAAGAUUCGGCAACUUCUCACGAUUCUGCACAAGGAAGUUCACGAGCACAAAUUCAUCGUCUUCUCACAGUUCACAAGCAUGCUGGACUUGGUCGAGCCAUUUUUCCGCAAAGACGGCAUCAAGUACACGCGAUACGACGGGUCGAUGCGCAACGACGCGCGCGAGGCGGCACUCAACAGCCUCCGGCACGAUGCCGGCACACGUGUGCUCCUGUGCUCGCUCAAGUGCGGCGCGCUGGGUCUGAACUUGACUGCGGCCUCACGCGUCGUGAUACUUGAGCCAUUUUGGAAUCCCUUCGUCGAGGAGCAGGCCAUCGACCGUGUGCACCGCCUCACCCAGAAAGUCGACGUCAUUGUGUAUAAGCUGACGGUCGAGGAUACGGUCGAGGAGCGCAUCUUGGAAUUGCAGGAGAAGAAGCGCGCGCUUGCGGACGCGGCGAUCGAGGGCGCGGCUGCUUCAGGCGGCGUCGGUGGCCGCGGUGGCAAGCAGGGCAUGGGCCUGGGCUUGAAGGAGAUGAUUGCGCUGUUCAAGCAUGCUGGCCGCGACGGUGGUGGCGGCGGCGGCGGCGGCCACUACGACGACGUCAACGACCGAGUUGUCCACGACGACGUGUUCAGCUCGCUGAGCGGGAUGCGCAGUAAGAAGAACCACGGCAGCGGCAGGGGGGGUACAAAGGACCAUGGUGUAUAUGGACGCCGGUGGUGAUUCGUGGCCGCCUUGGGCGCCGUGCCUGACCCUGACGCCCAACUAAGAAGAUUUUGUCACUUGCGAUCAUGAUGUAGCGAGACGAGGUCGCGUGGCAGGCAGGCAGGCAGGCAGGCAGGGGCACGGCAUGACGAUACUUUAUGAAUGAACGCUGGGGGUUUGGAACACAGGAGUUGUAGCAUACCGAGCGAGGCCCACGAGAAUACAUUAUUCACUUUUUAACCCACCUGUUCAGCCA